Labeo rohita (rohu) is the source of this 6959-nucleotide messenger RNA. RefSeq names its product MICAL-like 1a (gene micall1a). Lineage: Eukaryota; Metazoa; Chordata; Actinopteri; Cypriniformes; Cyprinidae. The transcript has 16 exons. Gene Ontology annotation, molecular function: protein binding. The record is from RefSeq and is a predicted model, not a curated record. Bases 390 to 3017 code for a protein of 875 amino acids.
UAGACGCCUCUGUACACCAAAUUCGUCAGUAUACGCUACGCCUAAAAGAAUAUUUAACUGUUAGGCCUGAUAUGUCUAUGUAUCGGGUUUGAAGUUGAAUGCCGUUAAUCGGAGUAUCACUGAUGUCUCAUUUUAAAAGACGGAUAUUCAAUACUGUAACUGAAGUUGGAGUUUGACUCCAUUCGUGUGAGCUGAUUUUUUUUUCUUUGGAGUACGGUCAAAUCCAUACUGCUUGCUUUGAUCGAAUGGGAUCGUUUAGAAAUCAGACAACAGAAUCUAACGGUACCGGGCAGAGACAUGUGGAAGCGGGUCUCUCAUGAACUCUUGGGUCUUCAUGUGUAUUUCAGGAGCAGGAUUAGGCUAUAGGUGUGGAUUUUGGAAUCUCGAUUAUGGGCUCUCUGAAAGCUUUACAGGACUGGUGCAGGAGGCAGUGUGAAAGUUACAGUAAUGUGGACAUUACAAACAUGUCUUCAUCCUUCAGGGAUGGACUGGCCUUCUGUGCCAUCAUCCACAAACACAGACCUGAUCUCAUAGAUUUUGACUCCCUCUCAAAAGAAAAUGUCUUUGAGAACAACCGUCUGGCAUUUGAGAUUGCUGAGAGUGAGUUGGGUAUUCCAGCCCUGCUGGAUCCAGAAGACAUGGUGUCCAUGAGCGUGCCUGACAGAUUGAGCAUCAUCACCUAUGUAUCUCAGUAUUACAACUACUUCACUAACAAAUCUCACACUGUCUCCACAAACAUAAAGAGCCCUGGUGGCCCUGGUCACAUCAAACCAGCCAUAAAGAGACCAUUUGCUCCUCCAGAGGGCCGUGACGCUCAGACUGAGUCUGGUGCUGAUAGCCAACCAAAACGCAGUACUCUGAGCAGCACCUGUUCAGUCUGUGGAAAACAUGUUCACCUGGUUCAGAGGAUCCUCGUUGAUGGCAAACUUUAUCAUCGGAACUGCUUCAGAUGUAGGGAAUGCAGCAGAACUUUACUGCCUGGCUCUUACAAGUUCACAGAGGAUCCUGGAUCACUAGUUUGCAAACACCACUUCACCAAAUCUGCCUCCACCAAUCAGAAUGGUCAUUCAGAUAUGAGUAAUCAACUAGCCAAAUUAACUUCAACCAGCCCAGAAGACCCAAACAAUAGGAGUUUAGAAUCUAAAGCAUCACAUAGCGAUGCUGAGAUCACCCCAGAGAGAGAGGACAAGGAAAUAACUGAGAUAGAAAAAGCAGCAAUUAUGCAGCCAGAUAGAAGAUCAGAAGUCGAGACAGAGCAGAGAUCACUUUGUUCUUCUAGUCCACCAAAUCCUUUUGAUGAAUCUGAAGAAGAGGAUCAGAACACACAACAAGAAGACCACAAGCCAGCUGCUGAUGGGGCCAAUGGCAACGAGUCAACAACGCCUGUGAAGAGUACUGCAGCAGAGGGUCGACCGGUUCCAGCACCUAGACGUGUAUUUGAGCCCACCCCUGCUCCUCGUCCUGUCCCCAGGCCACGCCCACCCAGGUCCUCUGAAAGCCCUGUUGUCAAUGGAGAUCCUGACACUCAAAUUCCUCAAGCUCCUGUGCCAAGAGAAAGAGUGCACUCACCUGCUCGAUCUAGCAAGGCCAAUGACACUCCUAAACUAAAAGACCCACCCUGGCUGGCUCUUGUCCAGUCAGAGACCAAGAAGAAACCAGCACCUCGCCCACCCACAGGUAUAGCCAUACCUCCCAGCACUGGUUCAUCUCCUUCUGAAAAGGAAGAGGAAUCAAGACCAUCCACUCCUCCAAAUCCCUUUGAUGGUGAAGAAGAGGAGCCAGAAACAGGUCCUGAAGAUCCUCCUGCUCCUGUGGUGGCUAGUCAUCCUUGGUAUGGUAUUACUCAGUCUGCUGAAAUUACAGCUGGGGACACAAGAAGACAAAGUCCUGCCCCUUCUGAAAGUCCCGUAAGUGUCCGAAGGAAGAAGCGACCAGCACCCAAAGCUCCAAAUUCUUCUACAUCAGCUUUUUCUUCAUCCCAGACUUCUUCUCCUGCUUCUUCUUUAGCUCUGAGCACAGAGAGCCUUUCCUCCUCUUCCUCAGACCACAGUGCAGUCCCCCAGCAACCUGCUGCUAAUGAACAGGACCAUUUGUUUACCAAGAGUGUAUCUGAACCAUCAAUCAACGCUCCUGCUUCUGGCCUGUCCCAAAAAACUAAGCUUCAGCCUAACUGUUCUCCAAACCUGCCUCCUCCACCACCACCACCUACCAAUACCAACUCAGCACCAGCUACUCCACAAACCAAUCGCAGUGUGAGACCACCACCACCCCCCUUUUUACAGACACCCAGCACUCCAGGCAAGCGCACUUGUAAAGAGAAUCCUUUUAAUCGGAAGACAACCACCUCUGUCAGCUCUUCUGUAUCCAGACCUCCAAAAGGGCCCCGUCCUGCACGACCUCCUGCACCUGGACAUGGAUUUCCUCUCAUUAAGCGUAAAGUACAGUCAGACCAGUAUAUUCCAGUUGAAGACAUCCAUGUAGAGAUGAGUGAUCUGGAGAAACGCUUGGAUGAAUUAGAGCAGAGAGGGGUGGAUCUGGAGAAGAGCUUACGAGAAUGUUCAAAUGAUGAUGAGGAGGAACAUCUACUUGUUGACUGGUUCACUCUGAUUCACGAGAAGCAUUUACUGGUACGGAGAGAGGCUGAACUGGUCUACACAGCCAAGCAGCAGAACCUGGAGGAGAGGCAGGCUGAUGUGGAAUAUGAGCUAAGAUGUUUACUUAACAAGCCAGAGAAAGAAUGGACACCUGAAGACAAAGACAGGGAAAAGCAAUUGAUGGCAGAACUUGUCACUAUAAUUGAGCAGAGGAACCAGAUUGUUAACAGCAUAGAUCUGGACAGGCAGAGGGAGGAGGAGGAAGACAAACUAGUAGCUGCUAUGCUAAAGAAAAAAGAGUUUCAUGGACAGAGUGAGCAGAAGAAGAAAACAGGGAAGUUUAAGCCCAUGAAGGUUUUGAAGAGACUGAGCACCAAGAAUGAAGGAGUAAAGGACAGCAGUCCCAGAAAGGAGAACAGUUGAAGAGUAAACUUACGAAGGAAAGAGAAACAAAAAAAGAUAUACUAAAAAGAUUGACUAAAUGCUCUUUAUGUUUAAUUAACGCUUUUAAAUAUAUUGCUAUAAAACAGAGCCGGUUAUGUUUAAUUUGCCUUUCAGGUAGUAGCAGCUGAAGUGAUAUACUGCAUAACUGCAGUACAUAAAAGUGAAAAAUUAACACUGUCUUAGUCAGAUGCGACGAUUUAAAAAAUAUAUACUGAAAGGCUCAGCCACUAUAUAAUCUUACUUUAAUCUCUACAUUUUGAAGUAAAAGAAAACUGAUACUGAAUGUGAUGAAGACAUGACAUUGAGAAUCAAUGAGGCAAUGAGAAAAUUAUGCUGACAAAGUUUAACACAUACCUUUCUUUUAAACUCAUCGUUAGUCAUAGAAAGCACUCAAUAGGAAGCCUAUUAAAUGGUAUGACAUUUAUUUUUGCCAAACUUGAUUUAAUCUUGUUCUCUGGGUUUAUAUUUAUUUAUAAAUGGCAUGGAGGGUACUGCUACUUUUCUUUUCUUUCCACACUGAAGAAAAAACUUUUCAGGCCCCAUCCAGCCUUUUCAUCUCACUAAUUAAAGAAACAUUGUUGAGAUGAAAGAAAUAAAUUACUAGUCUUUUGGGAUUUUAUGAGUAACAGGGAUUUUUCGAUUUUUGUCUGCCUGGGUUUGGUUGCACCAGCUGUGCUUAAUUUUAAAAAAGCCUAGUAUUAAACCGAUAGUGAGUGACAAUUUACGCAGUAUUAAAUAUUUGAAAGCUGCACCGUUAAACUUAGUUCAGACAUAACUAUACAUACAAAUAUAUACAAAAUAUGCAAUAAACAAUUACGGAAGCUUCCAACUCAAGAGUACCAACUGGAAUGUAGCAGAUUUUAAAACAGCGUCAGUAAGCUCAUGUUUUACCUGACAGAAUACAAUGCUUUAGAGAAGUUUGAUUGUGUUGACAUUUACAGUUGUUUACUUUUUAAAAAAAGAGAACGUUACGUGAAUAACUGACUUGCAGCUCUCCAGCACGAAACCAGAUCUAAACAGCAUAUCUCUGUGUGCACCGCUCUGUGCCAAAAACAUCUCAAUGUCAUUAGUUUUUGUUGCAUCAGUAUUUAUUUAUUGCUCCUUGUUUUGUUAUUUACAAUGUUAUUUAUAAUGUUAUUUACAGAAUAGUGUUAAAAAACAUAAUUUUAGCAUUAGUUACAUGAGGCAAAAGACAUUGAUGAACUGAAAAUCACAUUUCUGCUUCUGAAGUUGAAAGCUGAUGUUGAAUAAUUUAUGGUAAUUUUCUUAUUAUGCAAUGAUGCAUUACUUCUGAACCAAAUUACCAAAUUUAAAAGAGAGUGUAGAUUAAGCAAAAAUUUAUUAACAGCUGGUGCAACCCUACCCUGGAUAACAUUUUAUAUACACAUUAAUUUUAAUAUGAUUUCUAUUGAUUAAUACACUGCCUGGCCAAAAAUAAAAUAAAAAUUACAUACUCUUUUGUUGAACCACCAUUAGCUGUGAUAACAGUGUGCAUGCACUGUGGCAUUAUUUCAACAACCUUACGCAACAUCCCAAUAUUUUUUCAUCAAGAGUUGCAUUCAUUUUUGGCAGAGAUAAUGUAUUGACAAUGAGAAUGUCAAACCACUCUGUAAAGUGUACUCCAGCACAAUGAGGUUAAGGUCAGUGGUGAAUAAUUCAUGUGUACAAAUGAUUCUUUGUGCUCCCUGAAACACUCUUUCACAAUUUGAGCCUGAUGAAUCUUGACAUUGUGGAAUAUGGCCACUGGAUACAUCUUCCAACAUAUUUAAUGGAAAGCUACACACUGCAUCAGUUAGGGUUAAAAGGAUUAUUGCCAAAUCUAACAUGCCAGAAACUAUUAAUCCUGCAAUAAUGAUGAUCCAAUUCAACUCAAGUAUUUUCUUAUUUAAAUCCAAAUAGCUUUUUUGGCCCAGGCAAUGUAUUUAAUAUGAAUAAUAUUCAAUAGACUUAUUCAAAUAAAAAAAUAAACUUAAAAAAUAUUGUUAAAUGAUAUUGUUAUAACCCUACGAUGAGAAUUUUUUUUUUUUUUUUUUUUUUUUUUUUUUACGGACAGGGUAUUAGUUCAUAACAUAAUUUCGUACUAGCAAAACCUGGUUAUGUUUUGGAUUUCAGUGCACUGCAAAAAAGGCUUUUUUCUUACCUAGUAUUUUUUGUCUUGUUUCUAGUCAAAAUACCUACAAAUUCUUAAAUUAAGAUGCAUUUACUAGAUUUACUUGCUUUAAACAUUUACUUAUUUAAAACAAGUAAAAUUAUAAAAUUAUCUGCCAGUGGGGUAACCAAAAUACUGCCACUGACAAAACAUUGACAGACAGUUUUCGUUUUUUUUUUCUUCUGGGAACAAGACUAAAUAUCUUAUGCCAUUCAGGCCACGUUCACACUGUCAGUUUUUAGGAUUGACAACUGCAUUUACUUACAGGUCUGAGUUUUGAAAUGUCCCAUUCACACAGCAGCUUGCAGACGUUUUUCAAAUAGGGAUGGCGUAUCGAUCCUGAAGUAUUGAUAUAUCGAUACUGAUAUGAAUAUCGAAAGUAUUGAUACUCAAAUAAAAAAAUAUCAAUAGUAAGGUGUGUUUUAUUUACCAGUAAUAUUGUUUAUUUAACAAAAAAAUAAUGCAUGCAAUAUGGAAUAAACUAGACGAAUAACCUAUGUUCGCACAUAAUUGUGUAGGAAAGAACUAUUUUUCUGGUCAUCUGAACACACGCAAUUAAUGCAAGACAGAACCAAUCAAUCACAGAGUGUUUACUCACUUUUGACAGUGCAUUCAGAUAGGGCUGCGUUUCCCAAAAGUAUCAUAAAGCGUUGAUGUUUUUGGGAACAGCAGCCCAGAACAAUACAGAAAAAAAUCUUAUAGCCUGUGUUUGAGUUAUUUCACAGUAAACAAAUUCAAAUUGUAGCCUAUAUAGUUUGUUCAAUUACAUUUAUUAAAAUUGAAUGUUAAAGGUUCAUGUUGAUCAGGUUCUAUUCUGUAAUGUUUAUAUAAAUCAUAUACUGUCAGAACAAAAAGCUGCAUUUUAUGCAUGCAACAGCCUAUCACUUCAGUCCCUUAUGAAAAUGAACCAUGGUUUUAUUAAAGUGACCACAGUUUAACUAUAGUAUUUGUAGAUUUCCAUGGUUACCGCUACAGUAAACCAUUUUUCUCUUAGUAAUUUAACAAUUUAAUAAAUGUGAUAAUCUAAAAGUUUAUUUUAGAAGUAUCGUAUCGGUAUCGACGAUACUGGCCUUUAAAAGUAUCGGUAUCGUAUUGAAAACAAAAUAAGUGGUAUCACCCAUUCCUAUUUUCGAAUACUGUCUGUAUGGACGUGCAACAGGAGUCAAGCCCAUAUUCCUUGCGAGUAACCAUAGCAAUAGAGACCAGCGCAAUAUCAAAUAUGGCGAUGUCUGUAAAACUGAAAGUAUUCCCACUUUCUGACAUGACAAGAGUCCAAUCGAACUGCGAGUUCAUCCAUCAAAUCAUCAUUAACCGACAGCAGCUAUUAAAUUUGAGUGAAGAGCAGAGCUUUGGAGUUGCGUGCAGAAAACAAAAAACUUUCAGAUGACACAGCUAAUUUCUCUGUCACCGUAAAUGACCGAAACCACAAAUUAAAGCAUACGGUAGAUGCAUGUUUGUGCAGCAAAGCGGCUCUCUCGCACUGUAUGACGUGAUGGACAACUAGUUGUCCAGUCCUGUUCUGUUCACACGGCGCGUGUUUUCCAAGAAUACAGUUGUGAGUCCUUAAAAAUUUUUUUUACCGGUGUGAGUUCGGUUAUAGUCCAAGAAUACAGUUGUCACACCCGUAAAUAACUGUACUGUGUGUGAACAUAACCGUAUUAAGGACUCAAAUAUGGUAUUGACAACCGUAUUCUGCUGCUGUGCGAACGUGGCCUUUGUUUAUCUGGUAAAUGCAUCUUAAGAAUUUUAAAAACAAGACAAAAAUACUAAAU